Messenger RNA from Piliocolobus tephrosceles (Ugandan red Colobus), 4291 nucleotides. It is a transcript of the gene ZC3H7A, whose product is annotated as zinc finger CCCH-type containing 7A. The record is from RefSeq and is a predicted model, not a curated record. Gene Ontology annotation, biological process: miRNA processing. Bases 191 to 2647 code for a protein of 818 amino acids. Gene Ontology annotation, molecular function: miRNA binding; metal ion binding; protein binding. The transcript has 20 exons. NCBI's taxonomy places the organism in Eukaryota, Metazoa, Chordata, Mammalia, Primates, Cercopithecidae.
CGCCGCCGCGGGCGCAGCCGAGCCGCCGCAGCCGCCGCUAAACGAGGGAGAGCUGCGAGCGCGCACCCGGGCCUCGCCACCGCCGCCACCGCCGCCCGCCUGCUGCCGCCCGCCUCCGCCUGCCUUCCGCCGCCGGCCGGCGCGUCGUCCCCACAGACUGCUCAUUUAGAAAGUGGAUGUGUGGGAUAACAUGUCCAGUGUGUCCGAGGAGAGAAGAAAAAGGCAGCAGAACAUUAAGGAAGGACUGCAGUUCAUACAGUCGCCGCUGUCAUAUCCAGGAACACAGGAGCAAUAUGCGGUAUAUUUGCAUGCUCUCGUGAGAAAUCUUUUUAAUGAAGGAAAUGACGUUUAUCGGGAACGUGAUUGGAACAACUCGAUAAGCCAGUACACGGAAGCUUUGAAUAUAGCUGAUUAUGCAAAAUCUGAAGAAAUUUUAAUCCCCAAAGAAAUAAUUGAAAAACUAUAUAUAAAUCGUAUUGCCUGCUAUUCUAAUAUGGGUUUCCAUGAUAAAGUUUUGGAGGACUGCAAUAUAGUCCUCAGUUUUAAUGCCAGUAACUGCAAAGCUCUGUAUCGGAAAUCUAAGGCUUUAAGUGAUUUAGGAAGAUAUAAAAAGGCUUAUGAUGCUGUAGCAAAGUGCUCCUUAGCAGUGCCUCAGGAUGAGCAUGUAAUAAAACUAACUCAAGAACUAGCUCAGAAAUUGGGAUUUAAAAUAAGAAAAGCAUAUGUCAGAGCUGAGCUCUCAUUAAAAUCAGUUCCUGGGGAUGGGGCUACCAAGGCUUUGAACCAUUCUGUGGAAGAUAUUGAGCCAGAUUUAUUAACUCCAAGGCAAGAAGCAGUUCCUGUUGUCUCUUUACCCGCACCCAGUUUUUCUCAUGAAGUUGGAAGUGAGCUGGCCUCAGUUCCUGUUAUGCCCUUAACUUCUGUUCUGCCACUGCAAGUGGAAGAGAGCACUCUGCCAUCUGCAGUGCUGGCAAAUGGAGGAAAGAUGCCCUUCACUAUGCCGGAAGCUUUUCUAGAUGAUGGAGAUAUGGUCCUUGGAGAUGAACUAGAUGACCUCCUUGAUUCUGCACCUGAAACUAAUGAAACUGUUAUGCCGUCAGCUUUAGUCAGAGGACCCCUUCAGACUGCCAGUGUCUCUCCUAGCAUGCCCUUUUCGGCAUCUCUGUUAGGAACCUUACCCAUUGGUGCGAGGUAUGCUCCUCCACCCUCCUUCUCAGAAUUUUAUCCACCUUUGACUUCAUCCUUAGAAGAUUUUUGUUCUUCUUUAAAUUCAUUUUCAAUGAGUGAAUCCAAACGAGAUCUGUCCACCUCAACUUCUAGAGAGGGAACACCGCUUAACAACAGUAAUUCUUCCCUUUUACUUAUGAAUGGACCAGGUAGUUUGUUUGCCUCGGAGAAUUUCCUGGGAAUUUCAAGUCAGCCUAGAAAUGACUUCGGAAACUUUUUUGGAAGUGCAGUUACCAAACCAUCUUCAUCAGUGACUCCAAGACAUCCCCUUGAAGGAACCCAUGAAUUGAGACAAGCUUGCCAGAUCUGUUUUGUAAAAUCAGGCCCUAAGUUAAUGGAUUUCACUUACCAUGCUAAUAUAGAUCAUAAGUGUAAGAAAGAUAUUUUAAUCGGUAGGAUAAAGAAUGUUGAAGAUAAAUCAUGGAAAAAAAUACGUCCAAGACCAACAAAAACAAAUUAUGAAGGACCAUAUUAUAUAUGUAAAGAUGUUGCUGCUGAGGAGGAAUGUAGAUAUUCAGGCCACUGCACGUUUGCUUAUUGCCAAGAGGAGAUAGAUGUGUGGACACUGGAGCGGAAAGGGGCAUUCAGCCGCGAGGCUUUCUUUGGCGGCAAUGGAAAGAUUAACCUUACUGUGUUCAAACUUCUCCAGGAGCAUCUUGGAGAAUUUAUAUUCCUUUGUGAGAAAUGUUUUGAUCAUAAGCCUAGAAUGAUAAGUAAAAGAAAUAAAGAUAAUUCUACUGCUUGUUCUCACCCGGUUACAAAGCAUGAGUUUGAAGACAAUAAGUGCCUUGUCCACAUUUUGCGAGAGACAACAGUAAAAUACUCCAAAAUACGUUCUUUUCAUGGUCAGUGUCAGCUUGAUUUAUGUCGACAUGAGGUUCGAUAUGGCUGUUUAAGGGAAGAUGAGUGCUUUUAUGCCCAUAGUCUUGUGGAACUGAAAGUGUGGAUAAUGCAAAAUGAAACAGGUAUCUCACAUGAUGCUAUUGCUCAAGAAUCUAAACGAUAUUGGCAGAAUUUGGAAGCAAAUGUACCUGGAGCACAGGUACUUGGUAAUCAAAUGAUACCUGGAUUUCUUAAUAUGAAGAUAAAGUUUGUGUGCGCCCAGUGUCUGAGAAAUGGUCAAGUCAUUGAACCAGACAAAAACAGAAAAUAUUGUAGUGCAAAAGCAAGGCAUUCGUGGACCAAAGACCGGCGUGCGAUGAGAGUGAUGUCUAUUGAACGUAAGAAGUGGAUGAACAUCCGUCCUCUCCCCACAAAGAAACAAAUGCCUUUACAGUUUGAUCUGUGCAACCAUAUUGCUUCUGGGAAAAAAUGUCAAUAUGUUGGAAACUGUUCCUUUGCUCAUAGUCCUGAGGAAAGAGAAGUUUGGACUUAUAUGAAGGAGAAUGGGAGUAAGUUAAUCUUUGAGCUGUGUCCUUGAGCUAGCUUGCCUGAAAGUUCCUUUCCUCUCUAUAAAUAUGCCAGCUUCCUGUGAACGCAGAAAGCAGUUUGCAUUCUAAACGGUUGCCCCAUUUCUUCAGUAGCUCUGUUGGUGGCGAUGCCUGGAAAAUGUGGGCACAGCCUCAGUGGGGUAGGAUCUGGCCUCUGAUCUGUGUUUGGUUAGGUCAGAUUUGGAUAUAAAUAUAUAGGUCUGCAUCCUUACAUGUAAUAGAUGUAUUCCUAAAAAAUGGCCUGGGGAAGUUCAGUACUCCCUUGACUGUUUCAAUCAGAUCAUCUGCUCAUAUUGGAAAUCGUUUGCCCUCUGAAUUAACCAGGUUAGAAUUGGGGGUUUCUUCAGGGAGGCAUUAGUAAUCAAACAGGCUCAGAAUCAGAGGUCCAAGGGAAGAAUGUUUAUUUUGGUCAAAUUUCAGGUUUAUUGUGGGAGCCUUUGAGACGAGCCGCAGACAGCCUUUCACUUUUGACCAUAAAAUGUUUUACUACAAGGGUCAUUAUUCUUUAAUCUUAAGUAAACUGAUGAAGGGUAUACUGACUGUAGUCUCUGGAUUAUAAGAACCAAGCAGAUUUGACUUUGCCCUGCCAUGUUUCAACCACAUAGAUUGUCAGUGGUAUGUGGAGGGGAUUCCCUCUAGCUGUCUUGCUAGGAGUGAGGCCAUGCAGUCUGGCCUCACUGAAGAUGCCCUUGCAUACCAGGCUUUUGCAGUGACCCCUGCCACCACUGGUCUUAAGGAAGAAGAAUUUUUAGUUUAUCUCUAAUCUUUGCCUGAUGAUACAUUGUUAGAAACCAUUAGGCAGACAACAAAGCCAAGUUUUGACCAGAUCCUCAUCACCAGAAUUUUUAGCACAGUGGUUCUCAACUGGGAACAAAUUUUGCCACUCCCCUUCCUUGGGGACAUUUGGCAACGUCUGGAGACAUUUUCAUUGUCAAUGACUGGCAGAAGUUGCUUAGGCAUCUAGUGGGUAGAGGCCAGGGAUGCUGCUCACCAUCCUGUAACGCACAGGGCAUGCCCCCAGCAAAGAAUUCUCUAGCCAGAAUGUCAACCGCAUGGAAGUUGAGAAACCUCGGCUUUAGCACUUGGCAAUAAUGCAGAAUACACCUGUUCUUACCAUAGGAAGCAUCUGGCAGCCGCUGUCCAGGACUUGGUCAUGGUUGUCUUGUCAGUUACAGCCCAGCAUGUCCACCCUCUGGGACUGUGGCUUGACUGAUGGACUCCCAUCAGGGUCAGAAUCUUGGUCCAGUAGUAGUAUGUUUCUCAUCUUUCUCAGUAAGCAGUGAGGAGUGUAUCAGCUCCAAGUCCCCCAAGCCACGUAAGUAGCCUUGUGUGGUUCUAGCUCUGACACUAAGUGUGGAAUGCAGGGCGACAGGCAGUGGUGAGGCUUUUGUGACAAUGCCAUUUAUAAUGGUUUCUGAGUUUUAAACAUCCCCAAAGUGUCGUGCAAAUGCAAGGAGGGGUUAAUUAAUCUUGAGAACUAAUAUUUGCCAUCUAAGAGUCCUGAAAGUAGUUCUUAUGCAUGAGAGUUUACCUGCUGCUUGAACUGGGUGAUCUCUCCACGUCUAAUAUAAUAGUCUCCUUCAGCCCCCUCGAGUUUCUUUUGAAAUGUAUGCUGACUGAUACAAAACGUGCGC